Varanus komodoensis (Komodo dragon) is the source of this 7215-nucleotide messenger RNA. It is a transcript of the gene EFCAB13, whose product is annotated as EF-hand calcium binding domain 13. The record is from RefSeq and is a predicted model, not a curated record. Bases 773 to 7078 code for a protein of 2101 amino acids. The transcript has 57 exons. Gene Ontology annotation, molecular function: calcium ion binding. NCBI's taxonomy places the organism in Eukaryota, Metazoa, Chordata, Lepidosauria, Squamata, Varanidae.
AUAUUUCUGGAGACGCCAGACCAGCCAUCCCAGGAAAGGGAGGUGACACACAUUUCUAGUUCACAGGAAAAGAGCGCAACAGACUGGAAGAACGAUCUAUCCAGCUUUCUUACUGAUGAGUCAGACCCAUCCACUCGCUUCUCUGCACUCCAUUUGGACAACAAAUCCCAAGAGGCAGCCUGGGUAGAAUCAGACCUGGAGAUCCCAGAGACGGAGACGAAGUAUGAGGAGCAGCUUCCCUGCACCUUGUGGAAACAGACCAGGACUGAAUGGAAGGAGGAAAUGCCCCGCUGCUGUGUUGCAGAGCGCAAGCAAUCCUUUCACAACUGUUGCUGCUAUAGUGCCACUGAGUUGCCUGGUUUGUUUGUCCACAAGGACCAUUUGACCAUGUUGGCCACCCAUUGGCUGAUCAGCUGCAAGCCACCUGCCUUGAUUCACCUCCUAAAACUAUAGGAAAGAGUGGGAAAGACUCUACCCUUGGCCAGCCAGUUGAGAGGCUUCCAAGUCCUGGAAUACUAGGGAUCGAGAGAGAGAUUUCAGUGGUUGUAAUAAUGAACUGUAUGCCUCUCUUGGCAGGAGGAGUAAAGCUUUGUACAACCUCUACACUACCUUCUAUGAUGAGGGAGAGCAGUUUGACCCAUGUUUUGUUCAGAGAGGAAAAGGACUCUCUAGGGCUUGCACCAUAUUGAAUGCUGUCAAGAAGGGAAAGAUUAAUGUCAAGCACCUCCUCCUCACUCUGCACACACUGGGGAUCCUGGUGACUGCUGCUGAGAUGCAUCAGGCUCUGAAGUUUGUUCCAAUAGAUGUACAUGGGAACCUGGACUUUGGCGACUUCCUAUGUGUUAUCAAGGAGACAUUGCCAUGCAAUGAAACAGAUGCUCUACAGAAUGCACAAGAAGUUUUCAGGAAGAUUAAGGAAGACAUGGUGGCUAUUGAGGAGUUGGAGCCAAUUUUGGCAUGCUUGGGAGUCACUUUGAGCCCCAUGGUUAUACAACAGGCACUGGAAUGCACUCAGCUUAGCUGGGAUGGGAAAGUGAACAUCUUGACAUUCCUGCUGACGGUGAGGGGAGCAACAGGCCUCUGCACAGAAGUAGAUGACUAUGCAACUUCCCAGGACUUUGCUGCUGUGGGUGAUUUAGAGACUCUGUUGAGAAGAAAAAGGAGUUUACUAGAAGGGGAGACACAACCUGGUCAUGCUAACCUUUUUACAUUCUAUGAUCCAGAUGAAGGGGUCACGCUCGCCCAGCUACAGAAGGGAAAAAAUAAAUCACAAAAAUCUGAAGGUCCAAGAAGACCCCAAACUGCAUCUCCAGAAUGUCACACAGAGCAGAAGAGCAAAGAAAAUCAAGGCAUACAGUGGCCAAAGGUUCGACCACACUUUGGCUAUACCAGCCAGUACACUCUGUUUCCCCUAAGCUCCUCUCUGUGCUUUAAAGAACAGGAUAAACAGUUUGUCCAGAAGCCAAACACAAAAGAGUUGUCACCACGUGUGGACCAAAAGUCUGCACCUUCCUCGGUUGCACAGAUAAGAAGCAGCCAUGAAGUCUUUCCACAGCAGAGGAAAAAGAAGAUGCUGACCUUCCAGGAGAAACUCCCAAAGAGGUAUGACCAUGAAGAUAACGUUCAUGUAGCAAAUCCCAAGACUUCUGGAAGUGAAGGCCAGCAACAUUCAGAAGAUCUUUCAGCCCAGCAAGCCUUGCAGGAUGCCCUUGAGCUCAUGCAGACGCUCUCUGAAGAGAACAUCAGAGAAAAAGAUCUGUGCUCUGCCCUGAAGAAACUGGGAGUGAAUCUGAAUGACAAGGAAUUCCAGGAGGUGUUGCAGAAGGCAGAUAUAGCAAAAGAUGGGAUGGUGAACAUCAACACCUUCAUGUCUGCCAUGGGGAAAACACAUCUCUUCACUGAAUUUACAAUGCUGAAAGAUGCCAUUCAAGCCAUUGACAAGAUUGAAGGAGACAAGAUGGCCGUGCAUGAUCUCCCUUCCUUUAUGAGAGAUAUGGGGCUCCAUCUGUCUGACCAAGAGUUCCAGCAAGCCUUAAAACAAGUUUCUGUAGAUGGUAAUGGAAAGAUAGUAGUGAAAGACUUCAUUAAAGUUCUUACCAACACUUCACAUUUCUCAGAACUGUCAGUGCUAAAGGACACGAUUAAAGCAGUAAGCAAUAUUCAAGGCAACCAAGUUAAUCUACAGGACCUCAAAGCCACUCUCACAAACAUGGGCAUUCACUUAUACCCACAUGAGUAUGAGGAACUCAUUCAAACAAUUCCAACUGACAAAAAGGGGAAAAUUGAUAUAGAGCAGGUCACAAAGAAGAUAUCCAAAAUGCAGCGCUUCUCAGAAAUGCAAGUUCUGAACAAUGCCAUCAAAGCCUUUAGCCAGUUCAAAGAUAAGAAAUUGAAGGUUUUAGACAUGGAGGCCUGCCUCAACAAUAUUGGAAUCCAUUUAACCAAGUCGGAACUAAUGGAGGCCACAAAAUCCUUGCCGGUUUCUUCUGAUGGGACUGUCGAUCCCAAGGAACUGAUUUCAGCCAUGAAGGAAACCAGGCGGUUCAAAAAUUAUUCAGCUGUGCUGGAUGCGAUCCUUGCUCUCAAAUUAAUUGAAGAACACAAGAUGGUGAGGUCAAGGAGUUCAAAGGGAAAUCUGAACAGUUUCAGCUUGCACAUGGCUAACCAGGUGAUCGCCCAGGUACUGAACUCGAUAUGUAUGACUGAAACUGGGCAAACAAAAUUCAAUGAGUUCUUGCGGGCUUUGACAAGAAGUGAGCAGUUUCGAACAUCUGCAGCCCUGACAGAUGUUUUUGACAUCCUUGCCAAACUAGAAAAUGGGAAGAUUGGUGUGGAAGAAUUGCAGGUGCUUAUGAAGAGCUUCAACUUCAAUUUGCCCUCUGAUGAAAUAUCAGAUGUAUUAGCCUUUUGCAUUAUUGAUGAUGAUAAUACGGUGAACCUGAAGGACUUUAUUAGGGGGUUGACCCAUACCAGUACUUUUAUCACUAACCCAGAAAUGCAGCUCACCUGCAUGGCUCUGAACAAGCUCAAAGGUGACCAUUUUGAUCUCCAUGCUCUCAACUCCACCCUGAAUACCAUGGAUCUUCCAGCAGCCAGUGAAUUACUGCAGGAAGUGAUGAAGACGGCCCAGGUUGACAGUUCUGGCAAGGUGAAUUUCCGAGAAUUCAUGAGGAUUUUAACUCUUGUUCCAGAGCUCCCUGAAGGAAUCGUGUUGAAGGAUACUUUUGAUGCCAUGAGUAACAUCAAAGACCGCCAUAUCCAUGUGGAUGACCUGCCAGGAACCCUGGCCAGUGUAGGCAUAAAACUAACACCAGAAGAGCUCCAGGUGCUGCAAGGCUCAGUUACAGUUGCAGCUUUGCACAGCGCUUUCAGUACCAUCAACAAGAUCUGCAAAGAGAACAUUAAGAAGGAGGACCUACCAGGUAUCCUAGAAGACCUGGGCAUCCGGCUGUCACCUGAUGAGCUCCAGACAGCCCUGGCUUCCACUUCCAUUGAUGAAUCAGGGAAACUCGAUGGGAUGGAAUUCCUGAAGAUUUUGUCCCAUGCCCCACACUUUUCAGAAUUGAUAGCACUGCAGGAUGCCACGAAGGUUGUGGAAAAUAUAAAAACUGAGAAGAUGACCAUUACCCAGUUGGAGAAAGCUCUGGACAAUAUGGGAGUCCACUUACCUGAUGCAACCUUCAACAAGGCAGUCAAAUCAGCCAAAACUGAUGGGAACGGCAAAAUUGGUUUCAAGGAUUUUUUGUUAGCAUUGGGCAAAACAAAGGAUUUCACGGAACUGGAAGCUUUGCAACGCGUCAUAAGUGUCAUUGGCACAAUGCACGACAGACAGCUGCACAUGAAUGAACUGCGAGCUGCUCUGAGUAACAUGGGCAUCCAUUUGAAGGAGGAAGAAUUCCAGCAAGUUGUGCAUGCCAUUGAUGUGGGUGCGGAUGGGACCGUAAAUAUGAAGGACUUCCUGACAGAACUUUCCAAGAUGCAGUGCUUCAAGGACUCUGUUGCACUCCAUUCAGUUGUUGAGGCCUUCAGCAAGAUCAGGGAUGAAAAGAUUGACAUUAAUGAACUGGAAUCCGUUCUGGGAUGUCUGGGAAUUACAUGCAACAGCGAAGAGAUCCAGAAGGCAUUACAAACUAUCCCUGUGGAUGAAAAUGGAAAGGUGCACUUCAAGGACUUCCUCGUCAACUUGACAAGCAGUGAGCAUUUCUCUGAACCUGCUGCUGUACAUGAUGUCUACAGCUUCAUUGACAUAGUGGAUGAUGACAAAGUUGAAGUGUCUCAGCUUAAGGAUGUGCUGGCUGCCAUUGGCAUCACAUUAACCAAGGAGGAAAUGAAGGAGGCACUGAAGAACAUGACGGUGGACAGUGAUGGGAAGGUAAAUCUGAAAGAAUUCAUGAAAGGCUUGCCAAAGACACGGCGAUUCUCCACAGCUGUAGAGUUGGAAGGAGCUAUGGAAACAAUUCAUAGAAUCAAACAGAACAAGGUGAAAAUUGAAGAGCUGGAUUCCAUCAUGCAAACUAUGGGCCUCCAUUUAUUUCCAGACGAAAUCACAGAAGCACUGAAGUAUGUUACGAAGGAUGCUGAUGGGUCAGUCAACAUACAAGACUUCCUGUUUAGUUUGACCAAGACUCGGCGCUUUUCCCAAGCUGAAAGGAACAGGGUUCCCAUCAAAAACCUGAAUGCCAUUCUGGAAAACAUGGGGAUUAAUUUAACUGAAGAGGAGAUGCAAGCAGUCCUCAAGCAAGUUACAGUUGAUGCGGAAGGGAAGGUAAACCUUAAUGAAAUAAUGAAGUCUCUUGGAGGUAUGCAGCAGCUCCCACAACCUGAAGGUGCCCAAGGGAAUAUGGUUGCUAUGGAAGAUGUGGAUUCCCUUUUGUCCAACAUGGGGAUCCACUUAACCAACGAGCAAAUGCAAGAAGCACUGAAGCAUGUGACAGUGGAUGGGAAUGGAAAAAUUAACUUCAAGGACUUCAUGAUGGGGGUGAGGACUGUGCAGCUAGGUGCAGAAGGGAAAAUGGUUGAGAUUGAUGACUUGCGUUCCACCCUGACUGGAAUGGGCAUUCAUCUAACAGAAAAGGAGAUGGAGGAGACUUUGAAACAUAUCACUCUUGAUGGAGAUGGCAGAGUGAACUUGAAGGAUGUACUGGAGAACGUCAUGCUUCAGAAGCAGUGUUUCAAGCUUGAAACUGCAGGAGAGAGGGUUGAUAUUCAAGAACUAGACAACAUCUUGGCCAGUGCAGGCAUUCAUCUCACCAAAGCAGAACUGCAGGAAGCAUUGAAAAACAACCCAGUGGAUGCUGAAGGGAAGGUGAACCUGGGAGAGUUUAUGAAGAGGGUGAGGACAAUCCAGCCACACGCUCAGAUUGAAGAGAAGGUUGCUGUUCAGGACCUAGAAUCCAUUCUGGCCAGCAAGGGCAUCUUUUUGAAUGACAAGGAGCUCCAAGAAGCCUUGAUGCAUGUAGAAGUGAAUGCGGAUGGGACAGUAAACCUCAAGGAGUUUGCCAAGGCAGUUCAAGAGAUUCGAGGGUUAGAACCAGCUGUAAAUGGGACAAUGGGCUUGGACAGUCUGAAGGGAAUGGGAACAGACCAGAAGACUCCCCAGAUAAUAGUAAAUGGAUGGACAAAAGAGAGAAGGAUUGAUAUCGACAGCUUGGAUGCAGUCCUGGAUGAAAUGGGGAUCCAUUUAACUAACAAGCAGCUAUAUGAAGCAUUGAAAUAUGCUCCAAUGGAUGCUGAUGGUAUGGUAGACCUGGAAGCAUUUAAGAAAGGUGUAAAUACUGUGCUGACGAACCAGCAGAAUGGACAAUAUCCAGAUAAAAUGUUAGAGUCAAAGAUGUUGAAAUUGCCCAAGGUACUGGAGAAGCACCGUCCAGUCAGAUUUUUCUCUUCUGUAUCUCCCUGUGACAUGAUCAGACUCGAUACAGCAAAGAACCUUAGUAAGCCACAGAUGGAAGCAUUUCGCAAUGCCUAUGACACCUUCAACAAGGACCUGGAUGGCAACAUAGAUCUUACAGCCCUAGAGACCACUGCCCAUAAUUUGGGAAUUAGCUUAACUGAAGAAGAAGCCUUGGAUGAGCUGCUGUAUGCUGACAUAGAUGGAGAUGGAAAGGUGAAUUUCACAGAUUUCCUAAAUGUCAUCACAGACAGUAGGCGCUUCAUACAGGCUGUAGCCCCAAAUCAAGGGGACAUGGAGACUGUUGAUGCCCAGGGGAUCUUGUUCUUUGAGCUUCUGUCAAAGCUGGUGGAGUCAUCGAUGCUGCCAAGGAAAACUACUGUGAAUAUUGUCAGCUACUACCGGCAAAAGUUUCUGGAGGCUACUGGCAAAAGGGCCUGGCAUUCUGAUGGCAUGAAUGCAGAGGGCAAGGGAAGACAUCACCGUGGGAAACCACGUGUGCAAAAAGCCAAAUCCACGUCUAUGUCUGCAUUUGCUGGUGCUGCCCGCAUCUGCAUCAUGAACGACAAGGAGUUGGAGUCAUAUGUGGAACAUCUCCGAGCAACCAUUGCCCCUUCAGAUAGCCCCUAUGCUCAGGUGCCCAUCUUUCCUUUGAUCCCCAACCGGGAUGGCAUGAUGAAAGGGAAACCAAAGAAAGAUAUCCCUAAGCUGGAGAUGCAGAGGAGGAUGGAACCCAUCUCAUCUUUUGAGGACCAUUUCUUCAAUAGAAAAAGGUGGCUAAAGCAAGAGCCUAAAUCCUUGAAGGAUCCCAAAGCUUCCCUCACUCUCACACCAGAAAUGAAACAGAGGCGGCGGCGUUUGACUAUUGACAACCUGGAGGAGAUCCGAAAAGAAGUGAAGAAAGCAACUGAUGCCUACCGGAAGACAAUUGCUCUCCGGGAACGCAACAAGUCACUGAAGCUGUGGCGGAGAGUGCGAGGUGGAGACAUUGGACUAGAGACAGGGAACCCGAGCUUCUACCAGACCUUCUCUACAUACUCAUGGUCAUGGAAUGUCUGCCAGGAACUCCUGACACCCCGAGAACUCCGAGAGUAUGAUAACAAAUUCUAUCGUAACAGCUGCCGUUCAUCCACUCCUGCAGAUAAGCAGAGCAGGGCAGACAGAAAGCAGAAAGAAAGUAAAAAUUAGCCCCAGAUGCCCUUGGGAUGGCAUCCUCCUUUUCAUGCAUGUUCCACCAAAUGGUCUCGGGCUGGUAUCGGGGUCACAGUUCCUGCAACAGGAAAUACAAGGCUUCACCUUUGCACAUGGGCUAAAACAGUAAAAAA